UAGGAUGUGGUUUCUUAAACAAUGAGUCUUUGUUAACAUAUCCGCGGAAUGCGCGGGUUGGGAACAAUUACGAUUAUGCAUCGUAUCAAGUAGAAUGCCCUGCCCUGCAUCACUAGAUUGGUUACAAAAUAACACUUGUGUCACAAUACCUUUCAAUUUGUGACACUAAACUGGUUACAUAAAUUUCAUAUACCUCUUUUACUUACAUUCUUUAAUGAAUUUUUAGAAACAACCUCUUUCUUACUUAUAUCCUCAAUGCACCAUUUGUUAUAUUGUGAAAUCUUAGAUUCCUUAUGUCACAAAUAACCUCCCUUCAACUUCUUACUACUACUACUUGAAAAUGGAUUUUUAUCAAAAAAGAGGUUACGGUUUUGCAAAAAUAGAAAUAGAGAUCUCAAAUUUACAUUUAAACCUCCGUUUAAGUCCUUGUUUAAGGUGGGAAAGUACUUAUAAAAUUUUCCCACCAUGGAAUGGAAAAUUGCUUUUGCCCACUAAACAUUUCCGCAAAAACUCAGAGUCACACUCCACAUUACACUAAUGGUGUAAAUUGUACCAAAAUCCUUUCUCCAUAAACCCUAAUUUUCCAUCUCCUUACUAAUGGAGGAUCACAUAGGUUCAAGCAAAGACGCUAACAUCUACACUGAAAUGGACAUCGACCUCAACGAUGAAGAUCCAUCCAACGCUGAAAUCCUCAACGAACUCGGCGAAGAUAUGUUCAAAUACUUUUGCAAAAGAGCUUCCGUCAUGUUCUUCGAUCAAUACGGUUUAAUCAGUCACCAAAUCAACUCCUAUAAUCAAUUCAUCACUUCUGGUCUUCAAUCCGCUUUUGAUUCCUUCGGUGAUCUCACUGUUACGCCGGGUUUUGAUCCUUCUAAGAAAGCUGUUGAUGAACAUUACCAAUAUGCCACGGUUAAGUUUGGGAAUGUUACGCUUGAACGACCUAAGUUUUGGUGUGGUGAAGGGAAUGCUCAAGAGAUGAAGAUGCUUCCGAGACAUGCUAGGUUACAGAGGAUGACUUAUGCUUCCAAAGUUAAAGUUGAUGUUCAACUUCAGGUAUAUGUUCCAAAGAAGGUUCGGAGUGAUAAGUUUAAGACUGGGAAAGAAGAGUAUAUUGAUAGAGAGAUCAAGUUGGAUGAGACAAGGGAAAUAACUAUUGGUAGACUGCCUGUUAUGGUCAAGUCUGAUCUUUGCUGGAUGAGUGAAGCUGAAAAAGGUGACUGUGAAUUUGACCAUGGAGGCUACUUCCUGAUCAAGGGUGCUGAGAAGAUUUUUAUUGCACAAGAGCAAGUAUUUCUGAAGAGGCUCUGGGUUUCAAAUAUUCCGUAUUGGGCUGUUGCUUUCAAGUCACAAAUGAAGAGAAAUAGGAUGGUUGUUAAAUUGGUGGAAGGUUCCACGGAGGGAAUUACAAACGGAGAGAAGCUGCUCACAGUAUAUUUUUUGUCUGUCGAGAUACCUGUAUGGAUACUGUUUUUUGCUCUUGGUGUCACGUCAGAUAAAGAGAUUGUGGAUCUCAUUGAUUAUGGAGAGUCAGAUGGAAGAAUUGAAAACAUUCUCUUUGCAUCCAUCCGUGAGGCAGAUGAUAAAUGUGAAGCAUUUCGUAGGGGAAAGAACGCUCUUCUUUUCUUAGAGGAACGUGUAAAAGGCGUGCAGUUUCCACCCGCAGAAUCUAUUGACGAGUGCUUUAACAUGUAUGUUUUUCCGAACAUUAAAGGAUUAAAAAGAAAGGCAAGGUACCUGGCUUACAUGGUGAAGGUUCUUCUACUAGCGUAUACUGGCCGCCGAAAAACUGAUAACAGGGAUGAUUUUCGAAAUAAGAGGCUUGAGUUGGCUGGUGAGCUGCUGGAGCGCGAGAUUAAAGUGCACUUUGCACAUGCUCGGAAGCGAAUGGGAAAGGCUCUGCAGAGAGACCUUUAUGGAGAUCGAGAUGUUCGUCAAAUUGAGCACUAUCUUGACGCUUCCAUUAUUACAAAUGGUCUCCAAAGAGCGUUUUCUACUGGAGCAUGGACACAUCCUUUCAAAAGGAUGGAAAGGAUAUCUGGUGUGGUUGCAACUCUUGGGCGAACCAAUCCAUUACAAACCAUUGCUGAAUUAAGAAGAACAAGGCAACAAGUUCAGUACACAGGAAAGGUCGGGGAUGCUAGAUACCCGCAUCCUUCUCACUGGGGUAAGGUUUGUUUCCUUUCUACCCCAGAUGGUGAAAACUGUGGACUGGUAAAAAAUUUGGCUGUCACAGGAGUAGUAAGUACCAAUGUAACUGAAUCCGUACUUCCUCAGCUGUUCGAUUGUGGGAUGGAAGAACUUAUUGAUGAUACUAUGACUGUUCUGGGGAAAAAAGACAAAGUCUUCCUAAAUGGGGACUGGGUUGGAGUUUGUUCAGAUUCCACAUCAUUUGUAGCAGAGCUACGAAAUAGAAGACGGAAAAAUGAGUUGCCUCAUCAGGUGGAAAUCAAAAGAGAUCAGUAUCAACAAGAAGUGCGCAUAUUAUCUGAUGCAGGAAGGAUUCUCCGUCCACUCUUGGUUGUUAGUAAUCUGCUCAAGAUUAAAGGAUCUAAGUCGGAGCAUAAAUCUUUCCAGUCCCUAUUGGAUAAUGGCGUGAUUGACCUGAUUGGUCCUGAAGAAGAAGAGGACUUCAAGACUGCUUGGGGUGUUCAGUAUUUGUUUGGCAAAGAGAGAAAAUCUUCCGUGAAGUACACACAUUGUGAACUUGAUAUGUCGUUCUUAUUGGGUCUAAGCUGUUCACUUGUUCCAUUUGCAAAUCAUGACCAUGCUAGGAGAGUGUUGUACCAAUCCCAGAAGCAUUCUUCUCAGGCUAUUGGCUUUGCUACGACAAACCCAAAUAUAAGAGUCGAUGCUUUGUCUCACCAACUGUUUUAUCCACAAAGACCACUCUUUCAGACAAUGACAUCUGAUUGUCUCGGAAAACCUGGAUAUCUUGGUCAGAAUAAAGUUGUUCCGAAGUCUGAAUUCUAUAAUGGGCAGAAUGCAAUUGUGGCUGUCAAUGUACAUCUCGGAUAUAAUCAAGAAGAUUCCUUGGUUAUGAACCGUGCUUCUUUGCAACGAGGUAUGUUCAGAUCUGAGCAUACAAGGAGUUACAAAGCUGAAAUUGAAAAUAAGGAAUCUUCAGAAAAGAGAAAGAAGCCUGAAGACAUUGUUAAUUUUGGAAAGAUACAGAGUAAAAUUGGUCGAGUUGAUAGCCUUGAUGAUGAUGGCUUUCCAUUUGUUGGAGCAAAUUUGCAGAGUGGCGAUAUUAUCAUCGGGCGGUGUGCUGAUUCCGGGACGGACCAUAGUAUAAAGCUAAAGCACACCGAAAGGGGUUAUGUUCAAAAGGUUGUGCUGUCUUCGAAUGAUGAGGGGAAGAAUUUUGCUGUUGUUUCGUUAAGACAGGUUAGAAGCCCAGUUCUUGGAGAUAAGUUCUCCAGUAUGCAUGGACAGAAGGGUGUUUUGGGUUUUCUGGAAUCUCAGGAAAAUUUCCCCUUCACAAAACAAGGCAUUGUUCCUGAUAUUGUUAUAAACCCACAUGCAUUUCCCUCACGACAAACUCCUGGACAACUACUAGAGGCUGCUUUGGGAAAGGGCAUCGCUUGUGUUGGUUCACUGAGAAAUGCUACUCCUUUCUCCACUUCCUCUGUUGAAGCCAUUACCGACCAGCUUCAUAGAGCUGGCUUUUCAAGAUGGGGGAACGAACGAGUAUACAACGGGAGGACCGGUGAAAUGGUCCGAUCACUAAUAUUUAUGGGCCCAACAUUCUACCAGCGUCUGCACCACAUGUCCGAAGACAAAGUCAAAUUCAGGAACACCGGUCCAGUUCACCCGUUGACCCGACAGCCUGUCGCUGACAGGAAGCGAUUUGGAGGUAUCAAGUUUGGUGAAAUGGAGCGUGAUUGCCUGAUAGCUCACGGUGCAUCAGCUAACUUGUAUGAGCGCCUCUUCACCCUGAGUGAUUCAUCUCAGAUACACAUUUGUAGUAAAUGCAAGAAUGUUGCAAAUGUGAUCUUGCGACCGGUAUCUGGUGGACGGAAGAUUCGAGGUCCGUAUUGCCGUUUCUGUGAAUCAGCCGAUGACAUUGUUGUGGCAAGUGUUCCAUAUGGAGCAAAGUUGUUGUCUCAGGAGCUGUUCAGCAUGGGCAUUAAUCUCAAAUUUGAAACUGAGCUUUGCUAAACAACUACUUUUUAAUUUGUCACCUCUCUAUGCUUUCCCUAGACUAGACUUUUGAACUGUGUACAUAUCAGUUUGGUUCAUGGAUGUUGUUUCCGUGAUACCAGUUAUGAGUAUUUAAUGACAGUCAUCCUGACCUGAUUUUCUUGAAUGCCUUUGCAUUUGUUUUCUUUUGAAUUGUUUAAACUUUAAAGUGGAAUGCUCAUAUCCGGAAGCUCCUCUGCUAGAAAACUAACGAAUGAUGGGCUGCUGUUAGUAGUGAAUUGUGAUGUUUCUUGUUUUUUAA
Molecule: messenger RNA, 4441 nt
Organism: Medicago truncatula (barrel medic)
Lineage: Eukaryota; Viridiplantae; Streptophyta; Magnoliopsida; Fabales; Fabaceae
Product: DNA-directed RNA polymerases IV and V subunit 2
Exons: 7
Coding region: 598-4158 (1186 amino acids)
Biological process (GO): DNA-templated transcription
Molecular function (GO): DNA-directed RNA polymerase activity; DNA binding; ribonucleoside binding
Source: RefSeq, a predicted model, not a curated record